This is a messenger RNA of Dermacentor albipictus, 3413 nucleotides long. RefSeq lists its product as uncharacterized. NCBI's taxonomy places the organism in Eukaryota, Metazoa, Arthropoda, Arachnida, Ixodida, Ixodidae. The record is from RefSeq and is a predicted model, not a curated record.
GGCACUGCCGGAGAACGGUCGAAACCAUCACCGCACGUCGUCACAAAACACUGUACGCACGGCUCGAGUCGAGAUCGCUUGAUACGCCUGCUAGUAACUCUGCGCCGUGCCGUCUGGUUCGGUCGUCGUCAUGACCAGUCACUUGCGCAGGAUGAGCUAUUGCAGGUCCUCCGAGGAGGUGAUGAACUCGGCAAAGAGUUGGAUGCAGAAAGAAGUGAGCAGCAGCCACCAACCUCUCUACUGCUGGGCCGAAGCCGGCGCAUGGCCACCGCGCGGCUGUUACCGGGACUCGGUACGAUCGUCGCUCCACGACGAGGAGAUGGUGGGCCUUCGAUGCGAGUGGGAGCGCAAGACAGACAGGAAGUUCCACCAGAAUCAGCUGCGUCUCCAACAGGAGCGCCAGCGGGAGCAGGCUGACAGGCAGCUGCACGACAGGAGAGACAGGCUCAUGCAAGUGCUGGAGAAUGAGAAGAAAGUGCUUGAAGGAAAGCUGACUGCCUUAAACUUGGCUGAGAAGUCAAGUAGGCGUCAGCGGUGUUGCAGUCCUAAAGAAAAGAAUUCCCAACUCACUGAAACGAUCAAAACAAAUCAGUAAAGUGGGACAGCACCCUUUUUUUACCCUUUCCAUCUACAGCGAAUUCCUUGGCCAAGUGGCAGCUGACUUCUGCGCAGUACUUCAUGGUACUUUCAAGCAAUGUAAAGCUACUAGCACAGUGCUGUAACAUCUUGGAGCCAGAAUAACACCGCACAUUAAUUGUAUUCAAUAGCAUACCAAGAAUUCAUGAUGAUCAAUAUGCUAAAUACUUAGGAUCUAAGAACAAUGCAAAUGCAGAGAAUAAUCUUACAAGUUUCUCAGAUUGUAAUAUGUAACAUCACUUCACAAGAAAGUUCCUUUCCCUCUUUUUGUGCUCUGCACUGAUGAAACCAUCAGCUGUACAGAACCAAAGUCACUGAAAGGCACAAAUUUGCACUCUUUCCGCUAAAAAAUGAAAUCUUUAGCCACGCCUGACCCAAGAAAAUGUCUGCUGUGGCUGCUUCUGUAACCUUUAGCUGCUGAACUGAGUGACAACCGCGUCUUGUUACAAGCUAUGGUGUGUGGUGAAUCUUGUCUUUCUUGGGACUUUCUUGUUUGGAAUUGGUGACUAGCUGCAAAGUUCACAAGAAAAAAAAAAGGAGAAAGGAAAAGAAAAACCAGGAUUGAUGUACCAACCAGAUUCUCAGGUCAACACAUUAGCAGCUAGAAUGACAGUGGACUACCGCAAACUGCCAUUUGGUAAUGCAAGCAAUAGUUCUGUCUAUUAUACAGCAAAGCAUUCAUUAUCACGCCCAGAUCACUUUCUUUUUUAACAAAGCAAGCAAUUAAGAACCUGCUUGCGAGUAUGAGUGAACUGUAUAUGUACAGCCAGCCACAAGAUUUUGCAAACCACAGAAUCCAAGAAAAAGGUUAAUAGCUAAUCAGCCUCGCAAUGGAGCCUGGUGUUCGCAUUUCCAGUUUCUGCUAGUAUAUGCAAAUAACAUAGUGACGUACAGUUUUACUGGCUAGUUUUACAGGCUGCUCCGAAAUUCAAUGUUUUACGAGACCCCCUGGUUCGUUGACUUUUGUGGUUGACUGUACAUCACUGGCAUGCAACAACACCGGAAACACAUGCCUGAAUCAUUACUGGCAAAGCGGUCUUGGCACGCACUACUAACUAAACACACCUACACUAGACAUCCUCUUCCUUUCUGCACUGGAUUCCAGCUGUCAAAAGUGAUUGUCACAUGUUAAACUGCCGACAAAAACAUUUCUACCACAGCUGAAAAUACACACAAACGCAGUUAGGUUUCGGUAUACUAAAGAGACACUUAGACAAAGACCAAUCACUGCAUGCACAAAAAGGGCUCAACGCACUAAGCAGAGCGACGAGUAGUGAGACUGACAGCAAGGAUUAUCCCGACAUGGUGCACAAGGUACUGCAAUGUGCUAACAUAACUGAAAUUACAUUCGCAAAACUGGCAAAUUCACAAGAAUCAAGAUAUACUUUUUGUGGUCGUAUUGUACGCAAACACUAAAAAAGAUUAUAACGCAUUAAGGUGACGAUAAGCCGAAUACAAACUUUGCAUGACUGAAGUUUAUUGAAAAUUUUUUCAUAAAAUUCGGUACUACAUGGUUCGAUUUUUAAAAAAAGACCAGCAGGUAAAGCCAAUAGCCCACCGAGUCAUUCCCUUAGCCAAGGGAUGUGUGGGGGCAGGAGAACAAACAGUGUGCAUCCAUUUAGCUCAUGUGGCCCACACUGUUCAUGCCAGCUGAUGAGAUAAGCACCAACUGUGAGCUGCCAUUAAGAUGACAUUUGGCAAGAAGUUUCACUUACAGGAAAAAGCUCAGUAGAAAAAAUGAAAGUGAUAAGCUGGGCCACUCAGUCUCAUACUUUCAGGUAGCACGUCCACAAGUGAACAGUUAAGGAAUUAGGAAAAGAAGUUGCUAGCAACAAUUAGUUUGCUGUAUAUGAACGUCCGACAGCGCAUUCAUAAUGAAAACUGUGCCAAUUUAGUGAAGAUCGGGAAAACUGGCAAAUGGUAUGCAGGUGUGGGGAUUAAACUGGCAGCCCUAGGUCACAACUAGGGUGGCAACCCUAGUUGUGCAGUGAUGCAGACAGUGCAAUGGCACGACAUGACACUCCCCCUUGCAACACCGUCAAAAAUCAAAUGAAUGUGCCGUUAUUCUCAGCACUCUCAAAAGAGUACUGACACAAUACUUUUUCCCAACUUUUCAUCACUAUGUCAUCGAACAGCUGCGACAUUGUGAUCACAGUAUUAGGCCUCAAUCCAGCAAAGAAGAGACAACUGAGAACCUUCCAACCAAAGUUGAAAAGUGAAGGAACAUUUCAAAUUCAAAUUUAUUUACACUGAAAUGUCACAAUACAGAUAAGCAAAAAAAUGUUUGGCAAUACAUACACGCAGAAACUUUUUUUUCCCUCCGAAAUGUACAAAGCGGAUUCAAAAGGCCCAUUUGCUUGUGCUGGAGAUGGCCAAGUGGUUUUUGACAGAACACAGCGUGCUCUAAAAUCACUAAACUGGGCUGCUUAAUUGGGACACGUGCGAAUGCUUCAUGCGUGGAGUAGCAGGCCAGAGACACUUACUCAGGCCGACCACUCCAGCUUUCUGCCAUUAUAUUUCUUCCCCUCUCUCUCUCUCUCUCUCUCUCUCUCUCUCUGUGUGUGCUUGUAUCAUCACCACUUUCAAAUUAUGCAAUGUCACCUGUGGCAGUAAUCUGCACUUUACCUUAUUUGCAUUUUAAUAUGGUAAAUUUAAAAGGAUGAUAUAGCUACAGUAGUUCGCAUGGUGGAUAAAAUUAGCCACAAUAUCACUAGGUCGAUAGAUAUCCUUUAAAGAAAAAAAAACAUGAGUUGGAAAAAUCUGGUGUCAGUACUCGU